UCAAAUCAUAUGAGUUUGACGAAUUGAAGUUUGACAGAACCUAACAAAAUCAAGAAUCAUUGUCACUGUUUUAUUCAGUACGCGUAAUAUACAAAAUAUAGUUAUUAAACAUGUCGCGAGGAAGUAGCGCAGGCUUUGACAGACACAUUACCAUUUUCUCACCAGAAGGGCGUCUCUACCAGGUAGAAUACGCCUUCAAGGCAAUCAAUCAGGCCGGUCUAACCUCCGUAGCUGUAAAAGGGAUCGACACAGCGGUGUGUGUCACGCAAAGAAAAAUCCCGGACAAAUUGGUAGAUGCAGGAACUAUAAGCCACUUGUUUAACUUGACGGAACAUUCAGGAUGUGUCAUGACUGGCAUGAUCGCAGACAGCAAGUCGCAAGUGCAGCGAGCCAGGUAUGAAGCAGCCCAAUUCAAGUACAAGUUUGGAUAUGAAAUGCCUAUUGAUGCUUUAUGUAGGAGAGUAGCUGAUAUAUCUCAAGUGUAUACUCAGAACGCUGAGAUGAGACCGCUAG
This is a messenger RNA of Leptinotarsa decemlineata (Colorado potato beetle), 513 nucleotides long. Its product is annotated as proteasome subunit alpha type-6. Gene Ontology annotation, biological process: ubiquitin-dependent protein catabolic process. The record is from RefSeq and is a predicted model, not a curated record. Gene Ontology annotation, cellular component: proteasome core complex, alpha-subunit complex; proteasome core complex. Lineage: Eukaryota; Metazoa; Arthropoda; Insecta; Coleoptera; Chrysomelidae.